Platichthys flesus (European flounder) is the source of this 7901-nucleotide messenger RNA. RefSeq names its product spermatid perinuclear RNA binding protein (gene strbp). Gene Ontology annotation, cellular component: precatalytic spliceosome. The record is from RefSeq and is a predicted model, not a curated record. NCBI's taxonomy places the organism in Eukaryota, Metazoa, Chordata, Actinopteri, Pleuronectiformes, Pleuronectidae. Gene Ontology annotation, molecular function: single-stranded RNA binding; double-stranded RNA binding.
ACUCGCUCUCUUCCUCAUGUCCCGUGCAGACCAGUAGGCGGCUCCUCGCGCGCUCUCUGCUCUGAACCGUCUCGCGCUCCGCUGUCCCGGUUGUCAAGGCACCUUCGGUCUGUGACUGCAGCUCGCGCGGCGGUGACAGCUCCCACACCGGCUCCUGUCGGAUUUUCUGUUCCGUCGUGUGGAUGGAUUUGUUUUCACUGGCGGACAUUUAACCACCCAACACUGUACUGAGGCUUGUCCCGCUCUGACACAGUGACUCCAGACAGACUGGCUGAGAGACGCUGAAAAAAAGAAGUGGGCCGAUAAAGAGAUAGGAGGACAGAGGGAGAAGUACAACCUCUCGCAGAGCGGUGGCCAGAGUGACAGAAGAGCACAUGACGAGGGCGACCGGCUUCACAGCAGCAUCCUGACCGGUAGCCUCGCUCCUGCACCCGACCACGCGCCCGGCAGCACCAGCGAGCGGGCAUCAGAAGGAAGGAAACGUGCGCCCGUCCCUCCUGCAGGCAUGGUCCUUCAGUAACGAUGACCGCCAUGUCAUGGCAAAACACUCCACCAUCUACCCGUCCUCUCAAGAGCUGGAGGCAGUUCAGACGCUGGUGUCCACUGUGGAGUGUGCCCUCAAACAUGUCUCCGAUUGGCUGGAUAAGAGCAGAAGUGACGUCGACAGCCAACCAGCAAACAGCACAGUGGAGGACGACCCUCGAGAAGAGCCCAGCGAGGAAACAGUGGAAUCCAGUAACAGCUGCAGCAACAGGGAGCCCAGCAGCAGCGGCGGCGUGCUGUGUGGCGUAAUGAGGAUCGGCCUCGUGGCCAAAGGCCUCCUGGUUAAAGGCGACAUGGACCUGGAGCUGGUGCUCAUGUGCAAAGAAAAACCCACACAGACAUUGCUGGACACUGUCUGUCACCAUUUACCCACACAGAUCGAAAAAGUGACAGAAGAGAAAUAUGAAGUCACAAGCUCCUCGCCUGAGGCAGCCAUCUUGGUACAAACCACGACAGAACCCAAACUCACGCUGAAGGUUACUCUCACCUCACCGACCAUGAGGGAGGAUGAGGAUGAGGAGGAGGAAGAGGAGGAGCAGGAAGAGGAGGAGGAGGAGGAGGAGCAGGAGCAGGAAGAGGCAGUGGAGAACGGGGAGGAUGGAGAAGAAGUGCAGGAGGAAGCAAAGGAGGAAGUAAAGGAGGAAGCGGAAGAGCAUGAGAAGAACGGGCAAGUGUUGGGUGCUGCUGCGCACAGAGUGGAGGCUGAGGAGGAGGAGGAGGGGGAGGUGCUGGAUAGACACAGAUGUCUGUUGGCCCUGGCCGCGCUGCGACACGCCAAGUGGUUCCAGGCUCGAGUGAACGGACUCAAGUCCUGCGUAAUUGUUCUCAGGAUACUUAGAGACAUGUGCAAUAGACACCCUGUCUGGGAACCUCUAAAAGGAUGGCCAUUAGAGCUCAUCUGCGAGAAGGCGAUUGCCACCUGCAACAGACCUCUCGGAGCGGGAGAAGCCCUGCGCCGAGUCAUGGAGUGUCUGGCCUCAGGCAUUCUGCUACCAGGUGGUCCAGGUUUGCACGACCCAUGUGAGAAAGAGCCAACGAACACACUCGCCAACAUGACCGACCAGCAGGCCGGAGCCAUUACCUUCAGAGCACAGCAUGCUCUCAGACUUAUGGCGUUCGGACAGAUCUACAAGGUGUUGGAGAUGGAGCCUCUCCCCUCAAAUAAACCAUCACAGAAAUACCCCUGGUCUGAUAAAGAAGGCUUGGGUCUGAAGAGGCCAUACGAGGAUGGACUUAUGGACGACAAGGACCUCAUUAAGAAGAUGAAGAGGAAUCUGAGGAAAGUCUUGGACAGCAAAGCCAUCGACUCCAACCAGCCAAUGAACGCUCUGAUGCGGCUGAACCAGAUCCGGCCGGGGCUUCAGUAUCGCCUGCUGUCUCAGUCGGGCCCGGUUCACGCUCCGGUCUUCACCAUGUCUGUGGAUCUGGAUGGAACCGUCUACGAAGCAUCUGGAUCGUCCAAGAAGACGGCCAAGCUCCACGUCGCUGUCAAGGUUCUCCAGGCGAUGGGCUACCCGACAGGUUUCGACUCAGACCUGGACCCCAUGAGUUCGGAUGAGAAGUCGGACGGUGAAGGGAAGAGCGACACGUCCUCGCAUACGAGCAAUAACCCAACUCACACCUCGGACAGCUCCAACACACUGGAGGUGCGAACUCAGGGUCCCAUACUGACAGCAAGUGGGAAGAACCCCGUCAUGGAGCUGAACGAGAAGAGACGAGGCCUCAAAUAUGAGCUCAUCUCUGAAAGUGGAGGCAGCCAUGACAAACGUUUCAUUAUGGAGGUGGAGGUGGACGGGCAGAAGUUUCGCGGGGCAGGCCCCAACAAAAAGGUAGCAAAGGCUAGUGCUGCUCUAGCCGCCCUGGAAAAACUCUUCUCUGGUCCCAACGCAGCUGCAAUCAAGAAGAAGAAGAUACUGCCUCAGACUAAAGGAGCCCUGGCGGCGGCAGCAGCGGCCUCAGCAGUAGCAGCUCAGGUCGCCAGAGGAAGAGGAAGAGCAGCACUUGCGAGAGGCCCCUUCGUCAGUGCAGCUGCACCUGGAUACAUGACGCAAGGCUUCGGGACGCCAUAUGGCUACAGCCCUGCUGCAGCAGCUGCUCCUGCAUACGGGGGACUUUUCAUUGACAACCCCUUCUACCAGCCACGGACCCUCGCUCCAUUUAUCAUCCACCUGGGCCCCCAGGAUCUCUUCUCUGAAUUCUAGAGGAGGCAGGUUUUGGGAUUCUCUUGUCACUCUCACACGCCCACCUGUUUUUCUGUCCCUGUGGGGGGGCUGCCUUUCUGACCCCGGCUAACGGACUCACGGAUGCUUAACAGUUUUUGUUUGACCAGUCCACUGGGGGGAAAUAAAACUUUUCAGCAGAACUGUCCAACCCACCAACCCAGAGGCUCGAAGCGCCUCUGUCCCAUUUUCUCCCCUCUCCAUCCAGAUGGUCUCGUCGGAGGAGGAGGGCGACUUUCCAAUAAGCAAUACUCGGAUUUUACGGAAAACGUUCAGCUGUGACUGUGCGAGGCUUUGGCUGAACCUCUGUCUUUCUUAUAGCAAUACAUCUGAACUCGUCUCUUUGAGCUCAACUUACUUGAGAAGAUGUGAAUGUUUGAUGGAGUUUUAACCCAACACAGCAUUGCAAUAGUUCAUUUUGAUUGUAUAUUCAUUGUAUGUGUGUGUACGUGUGGCUAUAACGUUACUAUAUACACAUAUGUAUGGUGUAUGUUUCUAUUAUGAUGUGUUGAUGAUAAUAUUACUAUACGAUGAUGUAUUUAUGUAAAUACUCAAAAUAUAACUAUUGUUGGUAUAAAUUAUUUUAGAAUUAUAAAGUGAAAUCUAACUAAUAUCACAGUAUAGCUUUCUUCCAAUUUUAUAUACACUGAGCAAUUGAGGCUAGUUCUAGAAGAUGCAAUAUUAUCUUUGGUAUUCCUAUUAACCCUGUGCUGUUAGAAUUAUAAUGCUUCCUUCUUUCUUUGCUUCACUUUUCCUCUCUUUGAUGUCUUUCUGAGCACGCUCUCCGAUGCCCGAGGUUUGUUUACAUGGGCUGGAUAAGGAAGUGCUCACACACUCAUAACCUGAUCCACACAAAAACACUUCACAUGUCGGAAAGCACAUUUUCUAUAGUCUCACUGCUGGCAGGGAACACUGCUGUUAUUGUACGUGUGUAAUAUGUGUAUACUCUGAUGUACGUGCUCCUCCCUUCUAACAUGAACGGAUCCGCCCAUCGACACACUGGCCUUAGGGACUCAAAGCACAGCUCUAUGACACCGCUCAAAGCUCCUCCCUGCUGCAAACACAUUCACACCCUCCUCCCUGCAUCCUCCUCUGGCCCGUCGACACUAUGAAGUGAUGCUGCUGGUGGCAGAAACACAAAAAGGCCAAGUUAACACAGUGGGAAGGACACCACACAAACUACUGGCAAACUAAAUGUAAAGCCCGGCUAAGAUUUUAAAGAGCAGGACAUUGAAUUGGAUUCACAUGCUCCUGUCUUGAUUUUUUGCCCAAACUGAUUUCUCCUGUAGCAUUUUCCAGUGGAUUUAUGGGGGUGGACACAUUUCAGCAGUUGUUGACAUCAACUAAAUAAAUGUUUUGAAGCUUAUAUUAGUGUUUUACCACGUGAUGCCUUUGCCACAACACCUGUGCAAAGAAGACCACGGCUGCCUGUGACCAUCUGUGGAAAAGAUACCUAGACAUAAGAAAACUUACCAGAAGCUCCUUCAAAAGCCUUAAGCUCCAUCAAAUAAUCAGAGUAUAGGUCUAUGACAUUAAACUCAUACGAAUAAGAAACAAAGUCAAAGUUUAGUCAUAGUUAUAAGUAGUUUUAGAUUCAGUUCAUCCAUUUCAGUUAGGCUUGUUCUGUGCCUCGUUGAUCAGCAUUGGCAACUCCUGAUUGGUUCCCCUGUUGUUACAUCACUGUUUUAACAACUCAACUCCUCUUAUGUCAAUUUAGUCAGAAAAGCAAAGAACAAACACAGAUGCAGAAACAGCCCCAGCUUCAGUGGAGCUUAUUGUCAUUUUCAUGAGACCCCAUUAUUUAUAAAAGGAAGCUGAUUGUAAAAAAUGUGUUUUCAGAGCCUUUACUGUGCUUUUUAAAUGGAACUAUUUAAAAACACCAGUCACCACAUGUGAGGAAGCAAGACCAGAUUCCGUGAUAAAAAAUGUCUUGCAAAAGAAAAAUGUUGAUACUGACUUUGUAUUUGAGGCCGAGGUUGAGUCAUUUGAAGAUUUGAAGCCUCUUAAUGUCAUUUAUGUCAGGUUUUUUCAUCUUCUUUUCCCACUGACCUCAGCUCCCUGUCACUGUCCUGGUUUCUGCAGAGGGACAUAUGGAAGAGAGAGAGUUUCAGAAAAUUCAUUAUACACAGCCAUUAAUCCAUCUCAGAAAUGUAAUUGCACCAAAGCUGCUACACCACUGCUGCAAAUAAAAACUUAAUAGAUACAGCAUUUUAUUUGCUUAUCUUUGUUUACAUACAGUGUGGAAAUGCACCAGGUUUGAAUAUACCAGAGUAAAUUAGCAGCUUUAAAUUGCUUAAGCAUUAAAAUACUUCUUAUUAAAACACCUUCCCUGACAGUUUUACCGUCUAUGGAUCUUUGCAGAACACAGUUUUGAUUAUUCUCAGCUUUUCCCUGCAGCUUUCCAGCAGAUCUCAGCGCACGUGUAGACGUCUCAUUUCCAAAAACUCUCCAACAAGAAUCUGACGCUGCUUUACUGAGACUUUUCAUCCUCUUGUGGAAUUCACACACAGGUGAAUAACUUGGAGCUCUGCUGUGUUGAAACAGACUCUCCCUCUCUCCAGAUGGCCCACAUUAAUAAGGCAGGCGCAUACCUCGGUGAGCAACCUUUUCAUUUCCCCUCAGACGGAACAGACACAGUCACCCGGGCUACUGACCCUGUCCUCUUGGUCUGUUGGCUGGACAACUGCUCUCAGAGGAAUCGUGGCAGAGCCCAGGGAGACACAGUCGGUCUAAAAGAGGCAGAAGGCAUCUGGUGGGACUUUACACGCUGAUCCACAGCUGACUGAUCAUUUCAUCUUGUUAGGCAGAGGUCCAGAUUGUAUCUCAGAAAAAGGAGGUUCGAUUUUUGGCCCCGUCUUUUGGUUGGUUGGUUUUACAAAAAUGUGCUGAACAGAUUUUCAAAUUAAUUGACACUAGGACGGGACAUCGACCAAGAAGAACCCGUUAAAUUUUAAAGCGUAUCCAGUAGGAUUUUCACUUUCUAAAAUUCCUAGAUAUGAAUAUAAGGGGACUGUUGGUCUACUGGGUGCCAUUCCUAGUACCUUUCCCGUACUGUAUAAGAUGAAAACCAGGCAUCCUUUACUUUGAAACUCCUCAGAGUGACAUGUUUUCCUGAAGAAUGGCCCUGUGGCAGGCUUGGCGUGGAUAGAUUUUCUAGAGACUAAUGGGUGUUUGUGCUGGACCUGAGCUUUCUGACGGAUUUUGUUCCUGCUCCAGCGAUCCCUAGAAAUGUCUCUAACCGUGGCAGCCAUUGUCAACAACCCUUGCAUCCCUCUCCCCUGCAGCUACAGUUUUACUAACACUGCCUGUCUGUGGGCGUUCAACAACAACAACAACUUACACCUGUAACCCAAGAAGCACAAAACAAACACGACCAGCGCACCCACACAUCCUUCUCAGGGCUACCUGACACAUGUAUAUGCAAAUGGCCACACACGUCCGAGCACACAUGUAAUCAUAUAUGUAAAUAUCUCCCCAUUCGGUCCCAGCACAUUAAGACAGCAUGAAAUUCUCUGCUUUGUAUAUAACACUUAUGAUUGUACUGUAUGUGGUCAGUCAUACAUGUGGUUAGGCCUCGUUUGUACUCUAGGAUUUGAGCCAUGUCUGAAAACACACCCCCAUAUCUCCAUUUAUUGUCUUGGUGCUUUACGAUGGGCUGUCUGUAGCACUGUACAAAAUAGGUUUCACUUUUUAGUUUGCUUUUCUGGAAGAACAGCAGAUAUGUUACGAGGGAAGAGUUCAAUCAUCAGAGGACGUUGUUUUUCAGCACCAAACACGGAGGCUUUGCAUGUUUAGAUGCUGCGGUUUGUUCAUUAGAUCGAGUAUGAAGUGUUUUUGCUGCCAGGCGACGUCAGGUUUUUGGACUUUCUAUUAGGAGACCUCGUAAGCUCCGUUUCCCAAAGGCUCCUCUUUAUCUACGCUGCCAGGUCAAAGGUCAAGAAGGAAAUUGAUGCAGAGAUGCUUUUGGGAAAUGGGGUUAGGUUCGCUCUUUAAGACGGAUUUAUCCAGACACCGACGCCUCUAAAGCCUUUGUGACAUAAAAUCUGAACUUCUCGGCAGCCGCAGAAGAGAAACUCUAUUCAGUGCGGGGUCUGAUCUUCACCGUCUAGACAGCUGCAAAAUGUCAGGUGGGUGAAAAAAAUAUCAAAACACAGCAGCUCCUGAAGGGAAACUUGCUCGUUCUUGUAUUAGCGCAGAGAUCAGAGAGAGAGGAGUUUCACAAAGAGCCUGAGAGACACAAACGAGUUCAACUGAGCUCUGCAGAGCAGCAGAAAUAGAUCCUGGAUCACAUUUCAACUGCUGAGGCAAAGUUAACCAGACUAACUGCUGAGCAGAUCGUUUUCUCUGGGUGUGUGCAUGUGAGAGUCGGGUUGAGCUGAGGAAAAUGGGUGUGUGUGUCCGACCUGCUCAUAAACUCCUGGGGAAGGGGAGAUAUUUCACACACACACACAGUCACACUGAGCAUGCUGUUGCAUACUUCCUGGUCACCUGAUUGUUUAAGUCCAAUUUCCUCCUGAUAAACGAUCAAUGCAUCAUUUUGGUUGAGAAUGUACGCUGUACUGUUGAAGUGAUUGUAGAGUAGAAUGUAUUUACUCAUAGAAAGAGUAAACUUACUUUUUGUAGAGAAGCAUAUACAGAAUAUAUAUAUGGAUACAUACAUACAUAUAUUUACACACACACGCAUCUAUAUAUCUUUUGAACUACUUGUGUGUGUGUGUAUGUGUGUGAGUUGUUUUGGGCGCAUCAGCCCUUUUACGAUUUAAUAUUUCUUUCCCCUUUUUAAAUUUUUAUUUAUGAUGCUUUGACAACGGUAGCGUUUUAUGAGUGACAAGUCGUUCCUGUAAAUAUUAUUUUUAUCAAUUUAUUUUAUUUUUGACAAAAGGGGAUUAAAAGAGACUUUUUCAUGAUGCUGCCUAUGAAAUAAUAAAGUUAUAUCUGUCCUCAGAAUCUAUUUGAUCAGAGUAAAUGUUGACAUGUAAACAGUGAGUGUUUCAAAAGAGACCGAUGACAAUGAAUGUGGGAUUAUUUGAAGUCACUGUAUUGAUCAUUUUAAUUGGUAGCAACAUUCACAGCGGAGACGAUCUCUGGGCGUCACUGUUCUCGACAUAUUCUGCUUGAUGAAAUGAAAAUAAAAUUGAG